CAUUCUUAAUAUUUAUAAAUGCUGUAUAAAAGUAUUAAAAUGAUAGAGUGUAUUAAAAUUAUAUAUAUGAAAUAUUAUCUAUAUAUAAUACACGGUUCAAUAAAAUGAGAAAUGUGACUAUUUGUAGUUUUGUAUACUUUAGAGAUUACGACGCCAUAUAUUGCCUAUACAGAAUUAAAAAGUAUGCUUAUCAUCAAAAGAGUGUAGUCGUAUUAUUGCGAUACGCUAUUGCAACCUUUUCUUGACUUUGUGCAACAAGGUUUCUAGAAAUGUAUAAUCUAAAGAAUUAGAUAUAUUAGCAACAAAGUUUAUAUAAUUUUAAGUGACGUAAAUUUUUUAAAUUAUCAAAAUUUACAUAAAAUCUGUGGUUUAAAAGGUUUUAUGUAAACAUCUACGUUAAGGAAGGAAUAACUAUGGACACAGAACUUAGUUUACCUUCUUCUAAACAAGAGCUCGAAGAGUUGAUAGAAAAAGCAAAAGAUUGGGCACUUAUGCAUGGAAUGUGUAUGAGAUCAAAACAAAAUUUUAAUGAAAACAUCCUACAAUUUGCACCGUUUAUUCUGAUGCCAUCUCCAUUUCCUAGAAAAGAAUUCGAGAACGCUUGUUCGAUUCAAAUAAUAUUAAAUAUACUUAUGCAUAGAGUUGCCCAGGACUAUAAUUUCUUAAAAGCAACUUUAGAAGAAACGAUUAAAGUUGACAAUUUUACCAAAAAGUUAUUUGAAAUCUGUAAAAUUAUAAACAAAGAAGGGGGAUCAGCACAAAAAAUAUCUCUUGGUAUAUUGCGUUCAGACUUAAUGUUGGAUACAUCUUGUCCACAAGAAGAUACAAUUAAGAAAUGUAUACCAUAUUGUUGUUGGAAACAAGUUGAAAUAAAUACAAUUGCAUCUGGCUUUGGUUGGUUAGGACCUGCUUCAACUGAAUUACACAAAUUUGUAUUAAGAGAGCUUGGAUAUUAUAAAGAAAUAAAAAAUCUUCCAGAAAAUAAUGCACUGGAAAUAAUAUGUUCAAGUAUGAUUAAAGCAUGGAAGAUAUAUGGAAAUGAACAAGCAGUAAUUUUAUUUGUUGUUGAAGAUGUUACAUAUAAUAUAUGUGAUCAACGCUUUCACGAAUUUGAAAUUAAGAAACAGAAUCCAAAUGUUAGAGUCAUUCGUAGAAAUUUAACACAAUUGGCAGCUACUGCCAAAUUGGGUUCUAAUAAGGAAUUGAUAGUAGACAGUUAUAUUGUAUCUGUAGUGUACUACCGAUGUGGGUAUGAACCUGGACAAUAUCAUACACAGAAAGAAUGGGAUGUAAGAUUAUUAAUAGAAAGAUCAUUGGCAAUUAAGUGUCCUACCAUACAGUAUCAUUUAGCAGGAACUAAAAAAGUUCAACAAGCACUUGCAAAGCCAGGUGUAAUUAGUAGAUUUUUAAAAAAUGAAAGAACAUGUGCAGAGAUCAAAGAAAUAUUCACUGAACUUUAUGCAUUAGAUUUUGAUGAACGUGGAGAUGCUGCUAUAGAAAUGGGAAUUACAAAUCCACAUUCUUUUGUACUUAAACCUCAACGAGAAGGAGGUUGCAAUAACAAAUAUGGAUUAGAUAUAAAAUAUUUUUUAGAGUCUAUAAAGAAUAAGCAAGACAGAGUAGCUUGGAUUCUUAUGGACAAAAUUCAUCCUCCAAUUCACAAGAGUCAUAUGAUCAGACCUGAAAAUAAUAUGAGUACAGAAUCCCAAGAAUUAGUUUCUGAAUUAGGAAUAUUUGGUGUUAUAAUAGCAGAUGAAAAUAAUGUAUAUCUUAAUAAGCAAAGUGGUCAUAUGUUACGGACAAAGUUAGCUACUGCUAAUGAAGGUGGUGUUGCAUCAGGAUUGGGUGCAUGUGACAGUCCAUUUCUAAUAGAUUGAAGACACAUACAUAAAUUGACAGACACAUACUUUUAAUAAGAUAUGAAAUAAUAUUAUACACGAGAUGAAAUUUUAAUUUGUUAUAGGGAUAUAUUAAAACAGUGUACUGAGUAUUACUUCUCAAAGUCAAAUUUGAUAAGUUAUGCAGCAUAUACAUAAUAUUUUUUAAUAUACAUUAUCAUAAAUAAUUAUCUAUAUAUUCUUUUUUUUAUUUAAAUGUGAAGCUAAAAUUUCUUUUUUCAAAUAUAUGUUUCGUACAUAAUGUUUAUUUUAUAUACAUAUAAAAUGAACCAAAAUGAACAUACUUACUACCAGUGUGUAUUUAAGAUAAUACAUCUUCCAUUUAUUUAUAUGUAAUGGUGUUAUCAUAUUUUAAUAAAAUAAAUGCUUA
Molecule: messenger RNA, 2268 nt
Organism: Bombus huntii
Lineage: Eukaryota; Metazoa; Arthropoda; Insecta; Hymenoptera; Apidae
Product: glutathione synthetase-like
Exons: 4
Coding region: 414-1877 (487 amino acids)
Biological process (GO): glutathione biosynthetic process
Cellular component (GO): cytosol
Molecular function (GO): glutathione synthase activity; ATP binding; glutathione binding
Source: RefSeq, a predicted model, not a curated record